Molecule: messenger RNA, 597 nt
Organism: Humulus lupulus (European hop)
Lineage: Eukaryota; Viridiplantae; Streptophyta; Magnoliopsida; Rosales; Cannabaceae
Exons: 1
Coding region: 1-597 (198 amino acids)
Source: RefSeq, a predicted model, not a curated record
AUGCCAUUUGGAUUGACGAAUGCGCCUGCAGCAUUUAUGGACCUUAUGAACGGGAUCUUUAGACCCUAUUUGGAUAAGUUUGUGGUUGUUUUUAUUGAUGAAAUUUUGGUGUAUUCCAAGAAACCUGAGGGCAGUGCAGAACACUUAACAAUUGUAAUGCGAACUUUGAGAGAUCAUCAAUUAUAUGCUAAGAAAGAGAAUUGUAACUUCUGGAUGACCGAGGUCAAAUUCUUAGGGCAUGUAAUAUCCCAAGAAGGCAUUACUAUGGAUCCUGCGAAGAUAGUUUCUAUCUUGCAGUGGGAAAGACCGAAGGAUGUUGCUGAGGUUCGAAGUUUUCUUGGGUUAGUAAGUUACUAUUGUCGCUUUGUGGAGAAUUUUUCUCAAAUUUCUAUGCCCUUGACAAAGCUAACAAGAAAGGAUUUAAAGUUCGUGUGGGAUGACAAUUGUAAAGAAGCUUUCAGAGAAUUGAAGCAAAGAUUGACUACGGUGCCUGUUCUUACUGUGCCAAAUAGUGAGGAACCGUAUGUGGUAUUCACUGAUGUUUCUGGUACUGGUUUAGGAGGAGUUCUAUGCUUCAUGCCAAUUGAAGCCACAUGA